This is a messenger RNA of Hydra vulgaris (swiftwater hydra), 510 nucleotides long. The record is from RefSeq and is a predicted model, not a curated record. NCBI's taxonomy places the organism in Eukaryota, Metazoa, Cnidaria, Hydrozoa, Anthoathecata, Hydridae.
AUGUUUUUACUGAAAAGCCCUGUUAGAGAAUGUAUAAGAUUAGGACAGGCAUCCAUUAAUGGUAUUUCAGAAAGGCUAUUUGAAUUUAGAGCUUUUAUUCCCCGUGAAUUUUCCAGAAAGUGUAGACUUUUAAGUGACAUUGAAAGAUGGAAAGCAGUUGAAUUUAGACAAUUUUUAUUAUAUAGUGGAAUUGUUGCACUAAAAGGACAUCUGUCAAACACUGUUUAUAAAAAUUUUCUUUUGUUUUUUGUUGGGAUUCACUGUUUAGCUAGUCCAGACCUGUGUGCAAGUCAUGCAGAUUAUGCAGCAACUCUCCUUUGUACUUUUGUCGAAAAUGCUAUGGAAAUUUAUGGUAGAGGAUUUAUUAGCUACAAUGUACAUGGCCUGAUACAUAUAGCAGAAGAUGUAAAAAAAUUUGGACCACUUGAUAACUUCUCUGCAUUCCCAUUUGAAAACUUCCUGGGACAUUUAAAGCGUUUAAUGCGUAAACCACAAUCAUCUCUUCAAUAG